GGGUAGAGACAGGAGACCUCAGAGGUGGUUCUCAUUUCAGCUGCAGCUCCAGGUUUGGGCUCCGACUCUUCAGGAAAUGGGCCAGAGGAUAGCCUGCUGGGCCCAGAACAGGUGAUUCAAGGGACAAGCAUCUCCUGCAUCCUGUGUCAGUGACUUGGACAGCAUGAACUGGGCAUUCCUCCAAGGGCUCCUGAGUGGGGUCAACAAAUAUUCAACCAUCCUUGGCCAAGUGUGGCUGUCAGUGGUACUGAUAUUUCGAGUACUAGUGUAUGUAGUAGCAGCAGAGAAAGUGUGGGACGAAGACCACAAGGACUUCGACUGCAAUACUCGACAGCCAGGUUGUGCCAACGUCUGCUAUGACCAUAUCUUCCCCAUCUCCCACGUCCGCCUGUGGGCCCUACAGCUGAUCCUGGUCACAUGCCCCUCACUGCUCGUGGUCAUGCAUGUGGCCUAUCGAGAGGAGCGGGAGAGAAGGCACCGCAUGAAGCACGGACCCCAGGCCGCACGCCUCUAUGGCAACCCAGGAAAGAAGCGAGGAGGCCUCUGGUGGACCUACCUACUGAGCCUGAUAUUCAAGGCUGGCGUGGAUGCCGGAUUCCUGUACAUCUUCCAUCGCAUCUAUAAGAAUUAUGACUUGCCCCGUGUGGUGCACUGCUCUGUGGACCCCUGCCCCAAUGUGGUAGAUUGCUUCAUCUCCCGACCCACGGAAAAGAAGGUCUUUUCCUACUUCAUGGUGGCCACGGCUGUUAUCUGCAUCCUGCUCAAUCUGGGGGAGGUAUCCUACCUGAUCUGUAAGAGAUGCCAGGAGCGCCUAGGUUCACAGAACUCUAAACAUCGGCAGCGACAGAGGCGUAGUCACCAUGGUCCCUUGGGGUCUUUGCGAGAUGCCUGUCCCCCUUAUGCUCCCUCCCAGGCUUUGCAACAAGGUGACCCCUCCAGGGAGGUCACAUUGCCUUGUUGA
Messenger RNA from Trichosurus vulpecula (common brushtail), 961 nucleotides. It is a transcript of the gene GJB4, whose product is annotated as gap junction protein beta 4. The transcript has 2 exons. The coding region runs from base 164 to 961 and encodes 265 amino acids. The record is from RefSeq and is a predicted model, not a curated record. Gene Ontology annotation, biological process: cell communication. NCBI's taxonomy places the organism in Eukaryota, Metazoa, Chordata, Mammalia, Diprotodontia, Phalangeridae. Gene Ontology annotation, cellular component: connexin complex.